UUUUCUUAUUCCAACUCAAUUCAAACAACACGUAAAGCAACACAAAUAAAUUGACUAGCUAGUUCUUUACACCUUCCUUUCAAAUUCAACUUGACAAUGCAAUCAAAUGGCAAGGGGGCGGAACACUUUCAGUUCAUUGAGCGCACAGAUCGCAAGAGUUUGUACACACAGAUCGGUCUGCUUGUGACAAAGGCGCAGGAAAACGCUCGCGAAGAGCUCAACGAGCGAAGCAAGCGACUCAAGACACUGCUCGAUAAGGAGGAAAUGGUCUUCGAGAAGGAGUUCUCAAGCAAGGUGCGCAAUCGCCUCGAUGAGGAUAUACGCGAACGUCAAGAGCAGCUGCACGAAAUCAAGGAGCAGCGCGACAAGCGUCACAAGGAAUUUGUGCAGCAGAAGCGAGUGCAGCAGGUGAUGCUAAAUUGCUACGAAAUACGCGAAGCGAUGCGAGAGAAGGAGCAGCAGAACACCAAGAAAUGCCUUGAGGAGCAGAUGCGUGAGAAUCUGCGCAAGCAGCGACGUGAAUGUGAGCGAGAGCAGUAUUGGUUGGAGCUGGAGCAGCGACGCUGGAAGGAAUACGAUCGACAGCACUACUGUGAGAUGCGCAAACGUGAGCAGGUGCAGGAGCAGGUGAGCAAAGUGCUCAAGGUGCAGCUGGAGGAGCACGAAGAGAAGCGACAAAAAGAGCUCGAAGAGAAGCGACUCGACACCAUCAAGGUGGACAAGUUGAUCGAGGAGCUGCGCCUGGAAGAGUUCGAUAAGGGCCAUCAUCUGGGCACCUACGACAAGGAAAAGUAUCGCCUUGAGCUGCUCGAGGAGAUCAGGCGACGCAAGUGCCAGCAGCUGGCCGAGUGGGAGGCGGAUAAGCAAGAGCACGAAGAGUUUAUCAGAGAAACCCAGCGUCUCGAGGCGGAGGCCAGGGAACGCAUUCGCUUGGGCAAAGAGCAACUGCGUCGCGUGACGCUGGAAUACAUUGCGUAUGUGCGACGCAUGCGCAACUUGGAGCUGGGCAUCGAGAAGAUGAUGAACGAUCGCAUCGAUGAUCUGUACCACGUGGACAUCUGCUGCAAGAACAACAUUGCCGAGCAGGCGCGUCUGAAGGCUAAAGAGGCAGCCAAAUAUUAUAGUCUGCUCAAGAAACAGAUCUGCGAGGAGAUCGAGCGACGCAUGCGUGAUGAAGCCUAUCAGCGGGAGAACAAAAUGAUCGAGAAUCGCUUUGUGCAUCCGCCAGUCACACGUCAAAUGCAGCUGUGCCAGCAAACAAAGAAUCGUCUUGACCUCGAUGCCCAAAUCAUUGAAAUGAAACGCAUUCAAGCCGAGGAGGAAGCUCAGUUUGAACAGAAGUUGAUGAAAGCGGUUGAUGAUCCAGAGAUUUGCAUUCAACUCGCUGCUCAAUUCAUGGAAAAUGGCACCGAUUACUUGCCUGUGCAUCCCAAUUGGAAAAUCUUUGCUUGUCCCAAAAACAAAUACGUGGCCAAGGCGCCGAUGAAGCAAGAGGAGUUUGACAAACUCGUUGCCAAUGCCAGCUUAGACAAGUGUCCUUGUCCCGAUGCUGCUCGUCGAGAUUGCGACUACAUGGCGAAGCACGGCAAAGAUGAGCCGCCAGAAGCAGCUGCCCCCAAAAUAGUGGAAGUUGCACCUCGCGAUGCUGUGCCUACAAUCCAAAAGGAUGCAUUCAAAAGCUGUUACUGCAAGUAGAAAGCGCCUCUUGGAUUACGGGUUCACUUUACGAAGCGGAGAGCAGUUUAAAAUUUGACAAUUA
Molecule: messenger RNA, 1759 nt
Organism: Drosophila albomicans
Lineage: Eukaryota; Metazoa; Arthropoda; Insecta; Diptera; Drosophilidae
Product: trichohyalin
Exons: 1
Coding region: 97-1695 (532 amino acids)
Source: RefSeq, a predicted model, not a curated record